Molecule: messenger RNA, 1485 nt
Organism: Penicillium alfredii
Lineage: Eukaryota; Fungi; Ascomycota; Eurotiomycetes; Eurotiales; Aspergillaceae
Product: transcription factor domain-containing protein
Exons: 4
Coding region: 1-1485 (494 amino acids)
Biological process (GO): DNA-templated transcription; positive regulation of transcription from RNA polymerase II promoter by galactose
Cellular component (GO): nucleus
Molecular function (GO): RNA polymerase II cis-regulatory region sequence-specific DNA binding; DNA-binding transcription factor activity, RNA polymerase II-specific; zinc ion binding
Source: RefSeq, a predicted model, not a curated record
AUGGAUGUUUAUUGGGACUAUGUCUUCCCAUUGUAUCCAUUUGUCGACCGUGCUCAGAUGAAGGCCGAGUACUACAAGAUUUGGACGGGAGACAGCCCCCAGUACGAUGAAAACAUGCUGAUGUGCACGUUCAAUGUGAUAUUUGCCCUAGCAAGCCAGCUGGCUGAUUUCAUCGUCCCCGAGGAGAGGGAACCCGCGGCAGACGCGUUCUUCUCCCGUGCCAAAGGGUUGUUUCAAUUCAACCUCUGGAACACAGGGUCGACCGGUUUGAUUCAGUGUUUACUGUUGAUGGCCCAAUAUCUACAAAGUACUGACUCUGCGCAUCAGUGUUGGAUAGUGACGGGAUUAGCCAUUCGCAAUGCACAGAGCUUGGGUAUUCAUCUUCCUCAGACCAUUGCUCGGCUUGAUAGUUUUCAUGAGCAGCAGCUGGCGCGCAAAAUCUGGCAUGGAUGUGUAUUGAUGGACCGGGUCAUUUCCAUGACAUUUGGCCGCCCCGCCAUGAUAACAAAAUCCUCGAGUGGAGCUGUUCCAUUGCCCGCUGCCAUAGACGAAGAAUACAUCCCAGUUGAAUCAAGCGCGGAAGCCGCCCAGCCCGAGAACAGGCCCUCCAUGAUGGCAUUUUAUGCCAAGUCACUGGAACUGUACGAGAUCAUGAAUGAUGUCCUUCUCAGUUUAUACAAGCCGAUGUCCGAGGAGACUGCGGAAGAUGCCCACGACUUUUAUUUCAGCAGUGCGACCAGCGAGGGAGAACGUACUAUUUUUGACCUCGACCGUUCUCUGACUCGUUGGACCCGAAGCCUUCCAUCUUAUCUACGUGGGACAUCGUCGGUAUCGUCUGGGAAUCCAAUUCUCCAUCGCCAAAGCAUUGUUUUGCGCGCAAGAUUUCUCCAUGUGCGAGUGCUUCUCUUUCGACCAACUCUGUCAAAAUAUUGCUCUGUGCGCGACAGUUCGGCAAGUGAUCCAUUGGACUUCAUGCAUGAUUCCUUCCCCCGACGUGUCGCAUUGCAGUGCUCUAUCAUUUGUGUCAAGGUGGCUCAAGAGUCCAUCGAUUUGAUCUACAAUAACGUGCCGGCUGACGGCACGGGUGGUCCGUUGCCCGCAUGGUGGUAUAAUAUUCUCUAUAUAUAUACGGCUGCAACAGUCUUAAUUGCCGGUCGUCUGUGCUCUGGAAUAAUAGCAGAAGUGGCAGAAGCUGCUGUCACUCGGUCCUGGGAUUGUGCGCUUGAGAUCCUUCGCAAGUACCAGGGCUAUAGCACAUCCGCACGACGCUGUGUAGCAGCACUUGAAAUUCUGUACGAGCAGGUGAUGUCUGAGGGCUCAACAGCGGGUCACACCCCGAAUCAAGAGACUACUGAUCAUGCACUCGGCGCUCUGAAUGACAUUUCCUUUGGAGAAGGAAUGAAUGCAGCCAUCAUGGACAAUUUCGAGUUUCCCGAUUUCCAGGAUAUGUCUUGGCUAAACAGUGUCCCAAGUAAUUUGUUCUAG